ACUCGACGUAUAUCAUGAUUCAAGAUGCCCUUCGGCUACAAACUGAGCUGGGGCAGUUUGUGCGGAUACAUCCAGAAAUUCAGGCCCUCCAGCUUACCGAUGACGAGUGGUCGACACUUCAGCAAGUGGCCAAGAUCCUCAAGCCGUUCUGGGACCACACGAACUCUGUUUCAAAGGCAUGCCCAACAAUUGUGGAAAGUCUACCAAUUUACUGGAGUUUGGACGAUUUGUUAAAUGACGUUCGAAAUGCGGAGGGAGAUUUUGAAGACGUGAACAUUGAAAUUCGCGAUGCGGUGGAAAGAGGCAUUCGUAAGAUGAACAAGUUUGCUAGGAAAAUGGACGACAACCUUCUUUACUAUGUGGCUUCCGUGUUGGAUCCGCGCAUCAAAUCGUCUCUGAUUGUGUCUCAAAUGAGCGAGCAAGAUUCGGGGCUUAUCGUCUCGCAAGUGCGGGAAUUUCUUAAGAAAGAAUACCCUCCAGAGCCAUUUGCGUCAUGUGAAGUUGACCAUCCACGUCCAGCAGGGAUGUCGGAAACAAUGUGGAGAACUCUGCGCAAAGUCCAGCCAUCCAAAGAGGCAUCUUUGUCGGAUAUUGACAAGUAUUUGGAUUCCCCGCCGGUCAACUGGUCCCACCACAUGAUCGGCGAUGCGGACGCAGAAUGGGUCCUAAAGUGGUGGAAGGCAAACGCCUUUAAUUUUCCACUCAUGGCAAAAGCCGCUCGCGAUUACCUACCCAUCCCUUCGGCAGAGGUCGGGAUUGAGCGCGAGUUCAGCAAUGCUCGAGAUGUCUUGGGCCUCCGAAGGCACCGUCUGAACGCGGAGACUAUGCGAUGGCUGAUGCUAUUGAGAGGAAAGUCUCAGACAUAA
Messenger RNA from Penicillium salamii, 866 nucleotides. The record is from the annotation of a GenBank genome assembly. Lineage: Eukaryota; Fungi; Ascomycota; Eurotiomycetes; Eurotiales; Aspergillaceae.